Limulus polyphemus (Atlantic horseshoe crab) is the source of this 5273-nucleotide messenger RNA. RefSeq names its product RING finger protein unkempt homolog. Gene Ontology annotation, molecular function: metal ion binding. The record is from RefSeq and is a predicted model, not a curated record. The coding region runs from base 7 to 2487 and encodes 826 amino acids. The transcript has 16 exons. Lineage: Eukaryota; Metazoa; Arthropoda; Merostomata; Xiphosura; Limulidae.
UCCAAUAUGCCGUCUACGGCUGACACUAAAAUUAUUUCGCUACCAACGCAAACGGAGAAGCCAUUACAUUACACAUAUUUGAAAGAAUUUCGUGUUGAGCAGUGCCCGCUGUUUGUCCAACAUAAAUGUACUCAGCACAAACCAUUCACGUGUUUCUAUUGGCAUUUUAUGAACCAACGUCGUCGUAGACCUGUAAGAAAACGAGAUGGCACGUUUAACUAUAGUCCUGAUAUAUACUGUACCAAAUUUGAUGAAACGACAGGCCUAUGCCCCGACGGAGACGAUUGUCCCUAUUUACAUCGUACAGCUGGAGACACAGAAAGACGGUAUCAUCUGCGCUACUACAAGACUGGAGUGUGUGUUCAUGACACUGAUACAAGAGGCUACUGUGUAAAAAAUGGGCCACAUUGUGCAUUUGCUCAUGGAAUGCAUGAUCUGCGAAAUCCAGUUUAUGACAUUCGAGAACUGCAUGCUAUUGAAAAUUCUGAGGAAGGAGGAGGAAAUGGGGCAUCUGGACCAAAUAGCCUUGAUAAAGAAAGAAAUGCUCUAAAUGAAGAUCCAAAGUGGCAAGAUUCUAAUUAUGUUUUAGCCAAUUAUAAGACAGAACCAUGUAAACGACCUCCUAGGUUAUGUAGACAAGGUUAUGCCUGUCCUCAGUACCACAACAAUCGGGAUCGAAGAAGAAGUCCUAAGAAACAUACAUACAGGUCAACACCAUGUCCUAAUGUUAAACAGGCAGAUGAAUGGGGUGACCCUGCUAACUGUGAAAAUGGAGAGAACUGUCCUUAUUGUCAUACACGCACAGAACAGCAAUUUCAUCCAGAUAUUUACAAAUCAACAAAAUGUAAUGAUAUCCAGCAAACAGGAUACUGUCCUCGUGGCCCCUUCUGUGCAUUUGCUCAUGUUGAUAAAGAAAUUUCUGAGGUACGUGACUUAGGACUCGACAGUACUACUAACUUGGCAGCCAUUUUGUCAAAUGUUCUAUCACCUAGCUCAUCAGCUAGUCCUUCUCAGUCUCAAACAAUAUUGACAAUAAGUAAAAGAGAGAGUUCCCAAACUCAGAAAAAUGAAGUCCACACUAAUGAAAUAGAAGGAUCUUCACAGCAUUUAGUAUCGACUACAUCAACAGAAGCAACAGUAAUUGAUGGGUUAUCAAUGGAUUGUAUAGUCUUCACACCUGUUAAUCCAUUACCUACACCAAUAGCUCGGCCUCGAUCAUGCAGUUCGUCAACUAAUCACUCUGGUGAUUCUUUAAUUUCUUACCAUAAGGCCCCAGGGUCUGAAAGAGAAGAUCGAGAGGUGACUCUUAGGAAACAGUUUGAAGCUAUUGAUAAUGAUCCUUCUUUAGACGUUAUUGAAAAAACUCGCCGUAAACAAAGUAUAUGUUUAGCUCUUGGAAUUAACCUGAGCCACCUGGUAUCCUCUUUAUCCCAAGGUGUCUCUUUAGCAUCCUCAUUUUAUCCUACAGCAGUGAAUACAGUUGAGUCUGUUGUAGGCAAUGCCUUAGAUGAUCUGAACCUUGAUGACAUUAAUUUUGAAGCAUCCAUAGAUAAAGAAUUAGAAUGUGAAGCUAACCCUGUCAGUUCUUCAUUAUCAGCUGGACUGGCUAGUUCUGGAAUUCUGGGCAGUUCAGCACCAGUAAAUAUUCCUGGUAGUGAUAGUAUUCAUGAUCACAGUAGACUGGGUAACUUAUCUCCUCCUGUUACUUCUCCCCUCGGGUCUCUUCCUCACAGUCUUCCCAUGGGAGGAGCUGCUGUUCUUCAUGCAGUUGUUGGAUCAAGACCUGAACACUCAUUGGAUAAGGCUGCUGCAGCUUUCUAUGGUCAUCCAAGUUCUUUUGAUAACACAAAGUAUGGACACUUCCCUGGAUCUGGAGUCUGUGAUUAUACUGCCUCCCAAACUAUGUCUCCAAAUAAUAGAGUAGGAGGUGCUCCCACUUCUCCAUUUUUGUCAAAUGUGUCUUCAUUUCAUUCAGUUAAUUCUGGUCUCACUGAAGUUCAUAGGUUACAUGAAGAGCAUGUUAGCAGAACCAAAUUAGCCACAAUGGAAGAAGGAUAUAAUCAAUUGAGAAUGGCAUGUGAAGCAUGGAAGUGGCAAGCAGAGGAUGCAAGUAGGAGGGAAAAGGUCAGGGAACAGCAGAGAGAUGAGGCAUUAGCUAAACUUGGUUUACUCCAAAAUGAAGUAGAAAAUAUCUCAUGUGGAUCAUUAUUACAAACAAUAACCGGAGUGUCAGAAUUAGAAGCAAUUUCCCUGGGUGAACUGAAACAAAUAAAAGACCAGCUUAGGAAUGAACUAGACAGACUGGAAAAGGUGAUUUAUCAUAAAUCAGCAACAAAAUGUAUGGUAUGUGAAAAUCAGAAUCGUAGUGUAGCCUUGUUACCAUGUAAUCAUUACGUAUUGUGUAACCAGUGUGCCCUCCACCAGUUGAAAUGUCCUUACUGCCAGGCUGACAUUGCCCAGCGAUCAAGCAUGACCUUGCCAUUAUAAAGUCGUUUUCUCUAUAGAUUUUUGUAAUUGUGUUUGAUGAAAAUAAAAGAAAUUGGAAGUGAUUUGAUAUAAACUAAAGCUUUUUUUUCAAUUGAACUCCCAAAGAAAGUUUAAUUUUGUGGUUUUUAAUACUUACAACUAUUCAACAAUAUUAUUUUUUUUUACCAAACAGAGUACAAAAAAGUGUAAAUUUAGAUAUCAUUGUAAAAGAUUUAUAGGAUUUUAAGUUAUCGAUUAUGAAUAUAUCUGGCACAAAAACAUUAUUCUUUCUGGGAAUUUUUGCUGUGCUUACCUCUACAAAAAAUGUUUAGGUGUGUAAGAAACAGUGAGUAAGAUAGAUUGGUGUGUGUCAUCUGAAUGGUAUUAACCUUCACAAUUGCUAGAUUUAAAUGUAUUAUGUGACAGGUUACUUAUGUAGGCUUAGCUCUAUAAGUGUAUGAUGUUGUUAAGGUUCAGUAAGCUGCUGGAGAAAACUAGUAUUUUUUGACUAUUAGUGUAAAUUAUAUAGAAAUUGUUGACUUUUUCAAUAGCAGUGGUGAUUUUGUUUUAUAAGAAAAAGCAAAAACUUAAGAACAAAAAAAAAGAUAUUUUUGCACAUCCCACUACAUUUAUCACAAUUGAUUGGUUUUUAUUUUUUUCCAAAGGGGUAUCAAAAAUUAAAUCAAACAAGAAAGUUAAACAGGCACUAAAAGUUUUCUAAAAACUGUUCACCAAAAGAUGUUACAUUUUCAGGUAUAAAUUGAAUACAUUGUUUCAAUUUGUACAUUACAUUAUUUAUUAUUAAAUCCACCUGUGGCCAAGAAGUAUCCUUGAAAGGUAUCAAAUAUAUUUUAAUGUAAUAUUUUAGAAAAAUUUCUCUGUGACAAAAUACAAGCAAUAUGGGCCAGUAAACCAGAGUUAAGAUGUUAAAUCAUAUCUUAUACUUAAAUUAUAAUUAUUUCUCAUAGUUGUUGGGUGUAUAGACUGUCUCAAAUUAUAUUAGACCAUGAUAAAAAAAAAAUUGUAAAGUAUAUAUAUAUAUAUAUUAGAAGUUUUGUGAACUAUUUUCUUUCUGAGCUAUAGUAAAUCAUGUCUUUGCCCUUGUUUCUCUAAGAAAUAUAUAUAUCUAUAUGCAAUGAAAUAAACUAUUCUUUUAUGUGUCUCUUUAGUAUCUUGAUAAAGCAACAUAAUAAAUCAUGUUUAUUCAUAUGAAUAAAAUUUGCUUAGUGUUUUAGAAUGUUAAAAAUUAGCUAUCCAUUGAUAAACUGUCACAAUGUUUUGAAAAGUUAAUAGUAGCCAUUUUGUCAAACAAAAAAUUUGAAUGUAUUGCAGCUUCAUUUUCAACAGAAAAGUAAGCUUGCUAACUGUUUUUGUGAGAAGAUGAAUUAAAUGGUGGGAAUAGUAAAACUUUGUGUUAGGUAGAAGCCAGACUUGUAUUUUGUAUAUUUAGCUUCAGAACAGUUACUAGUAAGACUUGUUUGGGUAAAGAUGAAUCUUGCAAGCAAUUGUAGACGAAAGAAGUAAGAUAUAUCCUAGUAAAGUGUAGUGUAAAUACUGUGUUUUUUCAAUAUUAUGCUGUAUUUUGUUUAUUGUGGCACAAAUAAUAUUAGUAGAAAGUAUAUGUGAUGCUUUGAAAUUUCUCAGAUUUCAAGCAUAUUGAUAUAAAAUGUUCAAUUAGUUGUAGGCUUAUAGGAAGGAACUCAACUUAAAUAAACUAUAUAUAUAUAUUUAUGUAGCAUUUGAAAAAAAAAUGUUUUUCAGGAAAUAUUAGUUUACAUUAAAUCUAAUUGUUACUUAGCAAGAAAGAAUACAUUUCUUACUUUCCACCCAUGAUGUGUACUUGUGAACAAUUUAAGUGAAGUCUCAAGUGGGUGAUUUAAUAAAUGAAAAUGUUUGUUUUUUUCUUCAUUUUUUUGUCAAGAUGAUACACUAUCCAAGUUGUCACUUUGUGUUCUGUUUUAUUUCCCAUAAACUUAACAGCUUUGUGCAACUAUAGUUUGAACCUUAGAAACAUAAUGUCUGAAGAUAAACAAAUGUUUUGUAAAAACUUAAAGUGUAGCUUGUUUUUUUAUAUGUUUAACACUAAUACAAAAUUCAUAGUUACUAGAAUUGGAAUUUUUUGAAAAUAUUGAAUAUUUCUUAAAAUUUAAAAGUUAUUUUUUUAAAGUACAUACUUAAAAGAGUUUUUGAACUGAGGUGACACUUUGCAAAAUUAAAUUGGUAUAAUGUUGAUACAGCCAUUUGUUGCUGUUAUAGUAAUGAUUUUUUUUUAAGUGCACUGUACUUAAGAUAGGUGCAUUUAUCAAUAUAUAUCUGUUUAUAUGUAUAUAUCAAGUUGAGAAGUAAUGCAAGAGUAGCGUGAUCAAUAGUGAUGGAUGUUAGUAUAAUGACAACCUGAAAGUAAGGGUACCUAUUUUCUGACAGCUGCAGUUUUCAGUUGUUCUCUGAGUAACAAUAUUAUUUCUUUUAGACUAAGAGCACUAGGUCAGUGUUCAAAUAUUUUCUCAAAAAAACUUGGAAAAUUGAUGUUGAAAAGUGAAAUCUUAGGUUUCUGGAAUGUAAAUAAGUUCCGAGAUGAGACCCCCAUUUUGUGGAAGAUCACUUUGGGUCCUUUAUAAAUGAUGAUACUGUGAAAUGCUAAAUAUUUUAUUUAGGUGCUGCUUAAAAAUAUAGAGGUAAUUUGUUAGUUUUUUUUACAAGAUUUAAAUGGAGUAUGAAAUUGUUGGAUGCUUGUGAUAAACAUUUGUAUUUCAAAAACAGUUAAAUCAGAUUUUUUUAUGUCUAUUAAAAGUUAUUUGAAUUCUUCA